This is a messenger RNA of Uranotaenia lowii, 1148 nucleotides long. RefSeq lists its product as uncharacterized. The transcript has 4 exons. Lineage: Eukaryota; Metazoa; Arthropoda; Insecta; Diptera; Culicidae. Bases 123 to 887 code for a protein of 254 amino acids. The record is from RefSeq and is a predicted model, not a curated record.
CGCGGAGGGAGAAAAGGCGCUCUAAGAACUGGACGAGAAGGAUACGAGACCAUCCAGGAUCUGCAGUGACAGUGCCGUGAGAUGGAACGCAUCCUGAUGAGAAAACAUCCGAUUCUAUUUUGAUGGCCAGCAAGAAUUCAGAAAUAACAAACCAGCCGAGGAUGCUUCCCAAACUCGUAAACUGCUGGAACAGCGAAUCGCGCAGCUGGAAGCGGAUGCCAAAGAAUAAGACGCCAAGGCUUAAAGAUAUACUGGCCAAUGUGCAGGCUCGCUUCAAUUCCGUGCAGUCCAACUACAAAAAAACGCAUAUUACGGAUUUCGAGAUGCAGGUACUUUGUCUGCAGGAGAUAAACUGCAAAUUGGGCUGUGUUAUUCCGGCUCCUAUCAAAGCGACCAAAACCACCACCAACUUUUCGCAAACCGAAGAUUUUCCUGAACACAUUCCCGUUCAGGACGUGACUUGUUCAAUUCCAGUGCAAACGGAUAAUCGUCUAACUGGAACCGGGUCGGUACAGGUACAGCAGCCUGGCAAACGAGCAAAAACAAGCUUUCACAAAGUAGCUACACGUUUCGGCAGCUGGACAGCAGCGCAACAAGGCUUGUGGACAAAAAAGUUGCCAUCGGCAGUCAUUCAGCUGCAAGAAACAGAACGCUGCUUAGAGCUGCUUGGUUUCGGAGGCCCAUCGGUGCCUCGUCACCUUAGUAAUAGCGGUAGCAUCAUUAUAAAAACUAACGAAUCUUCCUAUGGAACUCGCUCAGUGAGACGUCAACAAAAUAGUCAGUCAGUUUCAGAUUAUUUUAAUUCUCCCGUGAAGUACUCAUCCCGAAAUUCAAGAAGACAACACCAACCGUCGCCAUUUUUCCCAUGGUCAUCGUUGCACAAGUAAUAAAACAGGAUACAUCUUACGUGAAUUGUUUGGGGCACCUCUCAGCUGAUCUAAACGGCCAAUCUUCGAUUCUCAUCCGUGCGAAAGAAGUUUUUCAUCAAUCAGACCACAUCGCGGCUAGACCCAACGGCCAACGCAAUCAUCAAGUAACUGUUAAUCAACAAAAGCAUUGCGAACGUUCCUCUGCUGCAUAACAAAUUGCUUCAAUUGGAAAGUGAAAAAAAUGCAUGUCUUGUUUGUGAAAUCUAGAUAAGAUUUAAG